Tribolium madens (black flour beetle) is the source of this 1953-nucleotide messenger RNA. RefSeq names its product protein Wnt-1 (gene wg). Gene Ontology annotation, biological process: cell fate commitment; canonical Wnt signaling pathway; multicellular organism development. The transcript has 4 exons. The record is from RefSeq and is a predicted model, not a curated record. Lineage: Eukaryota; Metazoa; Arthropoda; Insecta; Coleoptera; Tenebrionidae. Gene Ontology annotation, molecular function: frizzled binding; cytokine activity. Gene Ontology annotation, cellular component: extracellular region. The coding region runs from base 174 to 1403 and encodes 409 amino acids.
CUCUGCUGUGGGUGGUCGUAACAAAAAUUGACUCCUCCUAAGGCACCGACUCGUAUUUGGUCGGUAAUGCUCGGACACAAUAACCACCCCUACUCUACCCUCUCGAGUUGAGUAAAUAGUCAGAUACAGGUAAUAUUGUUUAUUUUUUGCGUUCGUGUGUGCGGGUGGACACUAUGAAGGUGACAGUGAUAUUCGUGAUGAAUCUCUUUGUGCUCACCGCUCUUGGGGAUGUUAACACCAGAAGCAAAAAUCGGGGGAAAGGAUCCAUGUGGUGGGGCAUUGCAAAAGCUGGUGAACCGAACAAUCUGUCGCCGAUAUCUCCUGGGGGCGUUUACAUGGAUCUUUCGUCGGCUCACGGCACCCUACGACGGAAACAGCGUCGUCUAGCUCGGGAAAACCCCGGUUUAUUGGUGGCUCUACAUAAAGGUGCCAAUAAUGCGAUUCACGAGUGCCAACAUCAGUUUCGCAAUCAGCGUUGGAACUGCUCGACGAGAGCCUUCCCUCGAGGAAAGAACUUGUUCGGGAAAAUAGUCGAUAAAGGAUGCAGGGAAACUGCUUUCAUUUAUGCGAUAACGAGUGCUGCAGUGACCCACGCGAUUGCAAGAGCUUGCAGCGAAGGUUCGAUAGAUACUUGCAACUGUGAAACGCAUUACAAAGGAAGACCGCACCAAGGAGCCGUCGCCGGAGUCAGAGACUUCGAAUGGGGAGGAUGUUCGGAUAAUAUCGGAUUUGGGUUUACCGUCAGUCGCGAAUUUGUCGACGCUGGGGAAAGGGGCAAAACCAUCCGAGAAAAGAUGAAUUUGCACAACAACGAAGCCGGAAGAUGGCACGUAAAGGAUCAGAUGCGUCAAGAAUGUAAAUGCCACGGAAUGUCCGGUUCUUGCACUAUUAAGACUUGUUGGAUGCGACUUCCUCCGUUUCGAGUGAUCGGCGACCUCCUCAAAGACCGCUUCGACGGUGCUUCUCAUGUCGCCGCCUCCGGUCACCACCGGAAUAACAACAACGCGCACCAAAACCGUCCACCCAAAAACCCCAAACUAAAUUCCAUUUCGAGCAACAGCAUCCACAGCAAAAGGGAGAAUCGCCGCAAACACAAGUACGGUUUCCAACUAAAGCCCUUCAACCCGGAACACAAACCUCCCGGAACCAAGGAUUUGGUCUACUACGAAAUGUCGCCGGGAUUUUGCGAAAAGAACCCCAAAUUGGGGAUCCAAGGCACGCAUGGGAGACUAUGCAAUGACACGUCAAUGGGCGUCGAUGGGUGCGAUAUCAUGUGCUGUGGACGGGGAUAUCGUACCCAAGAAGUCGUCGUGUUCGAAAGAUGCAACUGUACGUUUCAUUGGUGCUGUGAAGUGAAGUGCGAUGUGUGUCGAACCAAAAGAACUAUACAUACUUGCGUUUAAAUUUAGCAAUUUUACGCUUUAUUCACUUGAAUUUGGUUCAUAUUUUAGUGAUUAUUCCGAAAUUAAAAAUUCAUUUUAUGUGAAUAAAGCUAGGGGAGCCCGGUGCGAGUUAGGAUUAACUUAUGACAGGCCGAACGCUUAUCUAUCAGUAUUAGAAAUUAUUGACAUUAUUAAUGUAAAAGACUGAUUUGAAAUUUGUUUUGAGUCAUAUUUGUACAUAUUGAGCUAAGUUAUUACGCUACAAGCAUUAGUUUUUUAUGUGGUUGGCAGGAAUAAAUGAGUGAAAAGUCGGCGCCUUUUUGUAUUUUCUUCUACAUUUUAUAUUACGUAGGUUUGUAUUUAUUUAUGGAAUGUAAAUAUUAAAAAUCAGCAUGUAGUGUAUCUCAAAUUUUGUGAAUAUGUGACCAUUCUAGAAUUUAUACAUUUCUCUAUAAUCGCAUUAAUUUAUUGACCAUUACUUUGUACAUUAGCAUUUGUAAAUAUUCAUGUAGCUUAUUUAUGUAGAUAUAAUUAGCAAGUAUUUUUAUAAUUACUUUAUUUAUAAUUAAAC